UUUCAUGUAUCUAGUUACUCUAGCGCUUUUGUCACUUAUCACCUGUCACCCUCCCACUCGCCACCCAAACACCACCAUCCACCGCUGUUUCCACCGCCAAACGUUAUCCCGCUGAGUAGUGUUAUGGUUAAUAGUGGGUAAUUGUGUUGAUGAUCUUUAAGGGAGCUAACUAAGCUUUUUCUAUUUUUGUAUCAGACAAAAAUGUCAGGCUUCAGAGAAGCUUUUCUUUAUGUGGUGAUACUCGUAUUGGGCUCUUUUCUAGUUGCGGAAUCAGCAAUAGGAGUGAACUGGGGUACUGUAUCUUUCCGAAAGCUGAAGCCUUCCACAGUGGUGGAUCUGUUGAAAGACAACAAUAUAGAGAAGGUAAAGCUGUUUGAUGCAGACCCAGAAGUGCUUGGAGCUUUAAUGGGUAGUGGUAUUCAAGUCAUGGUUGGGAUCCCAAAUGAAAUGUUGGCUGCUAUUAGCUCUUCAACUGCUGUUUCUGAUUUGUGGGUUCGCCAGAAUGUUUCCAGAUAUGUGGUUAAAGGUGGUGUUGAUAUCAGGUAUGUAGCUGUAGGAAAUGAACCAUUCCUCACUAGUUAUUCUGGUCAAUUUCAAUCCUAUGUGAUUCCUGCCCUGCUCAAUUUGCAGCAGUCUUUGGCUAAAGCAAAUCUUGCUGGCUAUGUAAAGCUAGUGGUCCCUUGCAAUGCUGAUGCCUAUGAAUCCUCCCUCCCUUCUCAAGGAACAUAUCGACCUGAGUUAACAGAAAUUAUAACUCAACUUCUUUCCUUCCUCAGCUCAAACGGUUCCCCUUUUGUUGUCAAUAUUUACCCAUUCCUUAGCCUCUAUGGGAGCACAGAUUUUCCACAAGAUUAUGCAUUCUUUGAUGGGAGUACCCAUCCUGUUACAGAUGGGCCUAAUGUCUAUGGCAAUGCAUUUGAUGGGAAUUUUGACACUUUAGUUGCUGCCCUCAACAAACUUGGAUAUGGUCAAAUGCCUAUAGUUAUUGGAGAGGUGGGUUGGCCAACUGAUGGAGCCAUCAGUGCGAACCUCACUGCUGCAAAGGCUUUCAACCAGGGACUUAUAUAUCAUGUUUUGAGUAACAAAGGAACCCCUCUUAGACCAGGUGCUCCUCCCAUGGAUGUUUAUAUUUUCAGCCUACUAGAUGAAGGGGCAAAGAGCACACUUCCAGGAAAUUUUGAGAGGCACUGGGGGAUUUUCUCCUUUGAUGGUCAGGCUAAAUAUCCACUGAACCUUGGUUUGGGCAACAAGGAAUUGAAGAAUGCCAAGAAUGUUGAGUAUCUCCCAUCUAGGUGGUGUGUGGCAGACGCGACCAAGGAUCUAUCUGGGGUCGCCAACCACAUGAGAAUUGCUUGUGGUGUUGCAGAUUGCUCAACACUUAAUUAUGGGGGAUCAUGCAAUGGAAUUGGAGCAAAGGGAAACAUCUCUUAUGCUUUCAACAGUUACUAUCAGCUUCAGGAUCAAAAUGCACAAAGCUGUGAUUUUGAUGGUCUCGGCAUGGUAACAUUCCUGGACCCAUCUGUUGGCGAUUGCAGGUUUCUUGUAGGUGUAACUGAUACUAGUUCAGGUUUUGGACCAUGUCCUAGGCGGAUUAUGAUUUGGAUUUUGAUGAUAUGGGGGCUGUGUGUUUUUCUAAUAUAAAAAGAAGUUUCCUCAACUGGGUUUUUGCGGGUCCCCUUGGUAGAAACGGUUAGUGUUAAACAUAGGUGAGAGAAUACUUAGUAAUUUCGAUGUUUGUUCAAAAUGAUAGGAAGUUAUUGUGUAUGUGAUAUUGUGAUAGCAUCAUUUUAGGAAGUAGUUAUGAACUUGCCAUGUGUAUUGAAUCAUCCCAUCUUGAAAUCAUAUGGGCCCUAUUUAAUAAUAUGAUGAAGCCUUCGCUGGUGGACUUCGUUUUAAAAAAAAUUUCCG
Messenger RNA from Manihot esculenta (cassava), 1908 nucleotides. Its product is annotated as glucan endo-1,3-beta-glucosidase 5. The record is from RefSeq and is a predicted model, not a curated record. Gene Ontology annotation, biological process: carbohydrate metabolic process. Bases 202 to 1641 code for a protein of 479 amino acids. The transcript has 2 exons. Lineage: Eukaryota; Viridiplantae; Streptophyta; Magnoliopsida; Malpighiales; Euphorbiaceae. Gene Ontology annotation, cellular component: plasma membrane. Gene Ontology annotation, molecular function: hydrolase activity, hydrolyzing O-glycosyl compounds.